AUGAACGGGGGGGACCAUGGCCGUGGCGAUGCCAAGGUGCACAUCAAGACGCCGCUGCUGUACUCUGCGCCGCUGUCGAAGCGGAGCAGCUCACUGGGUGGGAGGAGCAUCUCGGUGUACCUGAAGCUCGACAAUCUCCAGCCGUCGGGCAGCUUCAAGAUCAGAGGGCUGGGCAACACGAUUUCGAAGCGUGCCCGGAGCAGCCCUGGCCUGCACGUUAUUUCUUCGUCGGGCGGCAAUGCAGGCCUCGCGGCUUCGCAUGCGGCCAAUGCACUGGGUCUUGGGUGCGAUGUCCUUGUGCCCUCGUCGGCCGAGGAAGAGGUCAAGGCGCUGAUGAGGGCCGAGGGGGCCAACGUCACCGUCGUAGGCGAUGCGUGGGAUGACUGCGACGUGGCUGCAAAGGCGCUCGCAGAAGCUCAGGCAGCAAAGGGCAUCGAGUCAUGCUACGUCCAUCCCUUCGAGGGGGACGACGUCAUCGAGGGCCACAGCAGCCUCGGGCAGGAGAUCUACCAGCAGCUUCGGGACGAGGCCGGCGUCGAGCGAGGGCCCGAUGCCGUCAUUUGCUCCGUGGGCGGCGGUGGUCUCCUGAGAGGUCUGCUGCGUGGGAUCGAGAGAGCGAGGACUGAGUCGCAGCCUGCUCCGCUCAUCGUGACGACGCAGUGCCAUGGCGCGGACGCCUUCUCCCAGUCCAUGAGCGCGUCGGUGGACAAGGGAGCACCGCAGCUCGUCGCGCUGGACUCGAUCACGUCCAAGGCAACGAGCUUGGGCGCAAAGACGUGCUCCAGAGAUGCAGUCAAGGAUGCGCUCGACUAUCGCGCCGCCUCAAACAGCCGCUUCUCCACCGUCGUCAUGCCCGAUGAUCUGGCCCGUGCGGCCGCUUGGCGCUUUGCGCGAGACCACCGACAAAUCGUCGAGCUGGCCUGCGCCGUGGCCAUUGCGCCCCUCUACUUUCCUGACAAGGUCCUCAACCCCCACCUCAUCGGUAAAAUGGAGCAGCGCGAUGAGCCGCUGGUCAUUGUCGUCGUCGUCUGCGGUGGCAACAAGUCCAGUACGGCACUUAUGGAGAGGUAUAGACUAAACGAAGAGACCAGGCCUCAGCUUGUAGAGGAACUCCAGAUGCAAUUGGAUGGCGCACUCGUCAAGUAAUUGAAUGCCAUUUUCUCUCCUCCUCG
This is a messenger RNA of Acaromyces ingoldii, 1172 nucleotides long. Its product is annotated as tryptophan synthase beta subunit-like PLP-dependent enzyme. Lineage: Eukaryota; Fungi; Basidiomycota; Exobasidiomycetes; Exobasidiales; Cryptobasidiaceae. Gene Ontology annotation, molecular function: threonine deaminase activity; pyridoxal phosphate binding; L-serine ammonia-lyase activity. Bases 1 to 1146 code for a protein of 381 amino acids. Gene Ontology annotation, biological process: L-threonine catabolic process; L-serine catabolic process. The record is from RefSeq and is a predicted model, not a curated record. The transcript is spliced from 2 exons.